AUGCUGGCGCGGGAGGGCUCGCGGCUGCGUGGGGCGUCGGGCAAGAAGGGCAAGGCUGGGAAGACUGGGCGGCGGAAGUUGCAGGCUUCGCGCCGGCGGCUGUCACCCGAGCCACUGGCGGUCCAUCGGCCGGCCAAGGUGCCGGCCAGCAACCCUCCGGGCCUGUGGAACCUGGGCAACACUUGCUACUUUAACGCGGUGACCCAAGUCCUGUUUCACAUCCCAGCCUUUCGCGGCCAGCUGCGCCGGCUGGCCCGGUCGGUGCGGGUGGUGCUGCGGACGACAGAGAGCACCGAGCUACCGAAUACUCUGCAGAAUCAUCACAAGUUGGUGCUGGACCUCGACGCGCUGUUCGUGUCGAUGGAGACGGUCGGCCUUGCGGCGGUGCCGUCGCCCGAGGAGGCUGCCGGCGCGAGCGAGAUUUUGGCUUCUGAUCCGGUGGAUGCGGGCACGCCGCCGGACACUGUGCAGCCCAAGGAUCCACAGAGCGGCGAGACCUCGUCGACCGAAGUCGACCAAGACCUGGAGGCCACGCUGCCGCUAGACGCGUCACAACCAGGCCCUGGUUCGAGGAGUACGACGCCGGCGGACGAGACCAGUGGGCCGAUGGAGCUUGGUGGAGAUGAUACCGUGGUGCUUGAGUCUGACGACGACGAGAUUGUGGGUCUUGGACUCGACAACGAUAAGCCUACCUCCAGCAGGCGCGUGUUGGCGCCGUCACCAGAGAACGAAGCCUCGUUUGGUGCCGUACCCGACAAUGCAGGCGCGGCGCGCAGCAGCUACCAUGACUACUUUGACGAGCACUUUUCGAACGCGGUCCACCCGAACGCGCUGUUCGACCAUCUCAAGAGCGUGUUUGGCUACGGGCAGCACGACGCGCAAGAGUGGCUGCGGUACCUGCUCUCCACCAUUGACGACGUGGCCGAGGCAGUCCAGAGCCUGAUGGUGUCGGCGGAGAACGAGGAGCAAACUGUUGCUAGCACCGAGGCGGUAGCAGGCAGAAGUGCCCGCCCGCCACCGGUGGUGGUCGGGGUCAAGCGCGGCGAGCCGGAUGAGGUACGGCUGGUGCCUGCGGGCAAGCGGCGGGUCGGGGCCAAGGUCGGCGAGCCAGUCGACGACCCAGGGAGCGGGGCCACUGUGGUGCCGAACCCGAUUGCGGAGCAGUUUGCGGGCAAGCUCGUCUCGCGCAUCCGCUGCUUUGGGUGCGAGAACGCAACGUCGACGACCGAGGCCUUUCAGGAUGUCUCGCUCCCAGUCCGGCGUGCCACGUCGAUGUCGUGGGCGCUCUCCCACUUUACCAAGACCGAGAUGCUCAACGGGUCGAACAAGUACUCCUGCGCGUCGUGCAAUGCCAAGAACGAAGCUGAGAAGACCAUCCACUUUGCCGAGCUCCCGCCGAUCCUCACCAUCCACUUUAACCGGUUCUCAAUGGACAUGUACGGCACACCGCGCAAGAUGAAUGUGCACAUUCCAUCGCCGUCGGUCCUCCGUCUUUCGCGCUGGUGCACGCCCGAGUGCUCUCAGCGCCUCGACGAGUUUGAGCUUUUUGGCAUCGUCUUCCAUUCCGGCUCAUCGUCGGGCUCGGGCCACUACAUCUCGUACGUCAAGUGCGCGUGGGCAGACCCCAAUGCUUCGCCGGGCGCGCCUGCUCCCGCCAUGGGCUGGUACCUCUUUGACGACAACGACGUGACGCCUGUCGACGAGGACGAUGUCCUCCGCAAGAUCUCGCCUGCCUACUCGAUCCUCGCCUCGAACGCCUAUGUCAUGUUCUACCGCAGGGUCGAGGCCGAGCCCGGCCCCGGCAAGAUAAACUGAUGGACAGAGUGCCA
Thecamonas trahens ATCC 50062 is the source of this 1829-nucleotide messenger RNA. Its product is annotated as ubiquitin carboxyl-terminal hydrolase. Gene Ontology annotation, cellular component: nucleus; cytosol. The transcript has a single exon. Lineage: Eukaryota; Apusomonadida; Apusomonadidae. Gene Ontology annotation, molecular function: cysteine-type endopeptidase activity; cysteine-type deubiquitinase activity. Bases 1 to 1815 code for a protein of 604 amino acids. Gene Ontology annotation, biological process: protein deubiquitination. The record is from RefSeq and is a predicted model, not a curated record.